Molecule: messenger RNA, 1881 nt
Organism: Yarrowia lipolytica CLIB122
Lineage: Eukaryota; Fungi; Ascomycota; Dipodascomycetes; Dipodascales
Biological process (GO): cGMP catabolic process
Molecular function (GO): 3',5'-cyclic-AMP phosphodiesterase activity; 3',5'-cyclic-GMP phosphodiesterase activity
Source: RefSeq, a predicted model, not a curated record
AUGGCGAUGAAAUACGACGGAGCCAUCUACCUAGACCCCAGCUUGGCGCCAGAUAAUGUGCUGUGCCAGGACCGACCGUCCUUCUUCUCGUGGCAAAGCAGGACCGACACACACAGCAACAAAAGCACAAGCACAAGCACAAUCACAAAGCCCACCGCCAGCAUCACAAACAACAGGUCGCGAUUCGUGCCGGUGGGGACCGGCAGUAACCAGGGCAGCUUAUACGAGAAUAACAGCAACGACAGCAACAAUGUUAGCAAGCCCAUUUCGCAGGAGUUGCACGAACAGAAUGUGGCCGUGCUGCAGGACUUUGCCAAUGAACUUGUGCUCACGGACUCACCCAAGCAUGUGUUUGACAUUAUCGCCAGCACCAACAAGCCCGAGCGAAAGACGCCGUCACUACUGAUUGCCAUCGACGUGACGCAGUACUACACCAACCACGACGACUCGGCACCGCAUGAAAACGGCCACUCGGACGCACACCACAUUAAUCACAACCACCAUAGCCACAACCACAAGCCACCAGUGUCAGCCCGGUCCAUCAUCUCGCAGAUUUACAUAUACUUCCAUCAUCUGCCCAUCUCCAUCGUGGCCAUCUCCCGAGAUGGAGCCGUGUGCGACGUGCAGUUGUACUCUUCGGGAGUCGACUUUGUGGGUCCCAACCCCCUCAAGCGUGAGAUUCUGGAGGCUACUGUGCAGGAGAAGUCCGUCUUCCUGCAGACCAUGUCGCAUCAUGUGGAUCGAAUCAAGCUACGGGUGGGUCUGUCGGAUAACAAGAGACGACAAAACCUGCUGCGGCACCUCGUCAUUGACGGCCGAAACGACCUGCAGUUGCUGCUUCAGUUCGACCAUGGCUUUUCGUACACGGAAGCCGACCUGGAGGCUGCUCGAGAACGGAUUGCUGACUGGGACUACGAUCCCUUUGAGCUGUCGUACGAUGAGCUGGUCAUCAUGGCGCUCGUCAUGUUCCAGUAUAUCUUAUCUCUUCCUGGCCUGGAACCCUACCGACUGGAAGAGCCCGAAUUGGUGCGAUUCCUCAUCAUGAUGCGGGACGCAUACCACCAUGAAAACCCAUACCACAACUUCCGUCACGCCAUUGACGUGAUGCAGGCCACUUUCCAGUUUCUCAUUCGACUGGGAUGUCUGCCUCCUCCUCCAUUUAAACGGGCCCCCAAUUGUUCCAUGAUUCCGCCUAUCGGACCGGCCGUCUUCACCCCCGCAGAGUCGCUGGUGGUUAUCAUUGCAGCUAUUGGCCACGACAUAAGCCACCCUGGGGUGACUAACGCCUUCCUGGUGAGCUCGCAUUCGCCCAUGGCCCAGGUUUUCAACGACAAGUCGGUACUGGAGUCGUACCACGCCUGUGUGCUGAACCGGGUGCUUAACAUUUUUUGGCCCGCUACCCAGGAGCCUCACCUCAAGAAGCUCAUUGUGGAGUCCGUUCUGGCCACCGACAUGGCCCAGCAUUUCAACUAUGUCGACCGUUGGAACGAGCUCAGCGCACGGUGCCGAAGCAAGGGCAAGGGCCGGUGCAACGAGGAGCGCGGCAAUCUGUCGCCAGCAGACCGGCAGCUGGUUGGCAGCAUGAUCAUGAAGUGCGCGGACGUGAGCAACGUGACGCGACGACUGGAUCUGGCAGAGAAAUGGGGCCGGGUGCUGCAGUGCGAGUUCUCCGAGGUGAAGGACGUGGAGACAGACUGCAACGUGCAGACGCUGCCGCCUAACUGUGGCAAGAAUGCGAACCUGGCGCAGUCGCAAGUGUCGUUUCUCAAUAUUUUUGCAUAUCCGCUGUUCCAACAGUUUUCUGACGCGUUCCCCGAGUUUGGGUACGCCUUCAAAACGCUACAGGAGAACAAGGCGGUGUGGGAAAGCAGACUUGUAUAG